Molecule: messenger RNA, 1655 nt
Organism: Gossypium arboreum
Lineage: Eukaryota; Viridiplantae; Streptophyta; Magnoliopsida; Malvales; Malvaceae
Product: pentatricopeptide repeat-containing protein At5g46100-like
Exons: 2
Coding region: 53-1309 (418 amino acids)
Molecular function (GO): protein binding; mRNA binding
Source: RefSeq, a predicted model, not a curated record
CAUUUCCACCGUGAAGAUAAAAUAUUUUCCCAGGCAAACAGGGGGGAGAAGAAUGGCGUUCCUUUGCAAGGGUUUUUUAAGAGCAGUAGCUAAAAGAGGUUUAAGUUCUAAAUUUGUUCGAACCCCUUUUAAAUCUCAACGCUCGUUAUCGUCUUUGGAUCCUCUUCCAAACAAGCUGCUUCAGUUGCCCAGCUCAUUAAUCAAGUCUACCCUUGAUUCAGCUACCCGUUUUCCCCAAGAUAAUCCCCACUUUUCCUGGGAUUCCCUCCUUGCCUGUCUCCCCUCUUUGUCAUCUGACAAGGCUCGGCUUGUUUUGGAAUGGAAAUUAGAGAAAAUGUUGAAGGGAAAUGAGAGAGAUUACGAUCAGUAUUUGUAUUUAAUGUCUCUUUGUGCAAAGAUCCGAAAUGCUUCACUGGCAAUGCAUGUGUUUACUUCAAUGGAGAUUCAUGGGAUUAAACCCACAGCUUCCCUUUUCAAUUCCCUUAUACACGCCUGUUUGUCUUCGAAGGAUACGAUUACAGCAUUGAACUUAUUCGAGAUUAUGCAGAGUUCAGAGGAUUAUAAACCAAAUGAUGAGACUUACGAGACCUUCAUAAUUGGGUUUUCGAGUUUAGGAAAUACUGAUGCCAUGAAAAGUUGGUACUCGGCAAAAAAAGAUGCCGGUUAUUGUGCCACUCUUCAAACAUAUGAAUCUCUUGUUUCCGGUUGCAUUAAAGCUAGAGAAUUUGAUGGUGCCGAUAGAUUCUACGAUGAAAUAAAAUCAACCGGAAUAAUGCCUAGUGAGACCAUAUUGGAGAAUUUACUGGAGGGGUUUUGUAGACGCCGGAGAUUCAAUCAAGUUAAAGAGUUCAUCAAAGCUUGUCUAGAAGUUUGGCAGGAAAUUAGUGUCAAGAUGGCUGAGGAGGUUGUCGGUUUAUAUUUGGAACAUGGAAAAUUAGAAGAAAUGGAGGAGCUACUUUCAACUGUAGUGGAGUCAGGUCAGGCUGUCACACUUUUCUCACAGGUGAACUCCGGGAUCAUAAGGAUGUAUGCCGCGUUAAAUCGAUUGGAUGAUGUAGAAUACUCUGUGGGCAGGAUGUUGAAACAAGGAUUAUCUUUCAGAUGCGCCGAUGAUGUUGAGAAGGUUGUCUGCUGUUACUUCAGGGAAGAAGCUUAUGAUAGGCUAGAUCUAUUUUUGGAACAUAUUAAGCGUUCUCAUAAGCUCGCGAAAUCGACUUAUGAUUUGUUGGUUGCGGGGUAUCGAAGAGCUGGGCUUUCUCAGAGAUUAGACACGGUGAUAAAGGAUAUGGAAUUGACUGGAGUUCGGUGAUAACAUCAUAAUUGGAAAACUCAGAUUCUUGCGUUGAUGACACUCGAUUCAUAAGUGAUUUAGGAUGUGCUUCCAGACAAUUAAUGCUGUAUUUGAAACAUGGUUUUCGCAACGCACGGAAAAGAACUGAGCUGACAUUUUUGGGAUCGGUAGGGAAUGUUAUAUGGUGGCUAUCUUUUAGUAGUUUGCUAACAAUAGGGCAGUGUUUGAAGUUGAGUUUUAGUUUUUUUUUUCACAAGAUGUAAAUAAAGACAUGAACAGGAGCAGCUUUAUUGUAGUAAUAGUGUUGUUGACUCAUAACAUCAAACGAAUCAAUUAAAUCUGGAUAAGAGUGAGUUUUAUGAAA